CCCGGGUUGAUCACAACGUUUCAGAAUAAAUCUCCAUCCCAGAGAUUAUAAAAAGAAGGCCACACAAGGAGACAGAGAGAGAGAGAGCAAGGGGAUGUUGACUUAUCCCUCUGACUCGCUCCCUCAGAUAGUUUGUCCAAUGGAUGAAGAUGCUAUUCCCCCAAACCCUUUCUGUAGUGCACCUCUCCUCCCCUUUUCCUCCAUCACUCCCAGCUGUGCAAAUGAUGGAAUGUCUGGGCACAGAAGAAGUGGUCGCAUUCAAGGGAUCAGAGCUCAAACAUCUAAAAAGCAGAGAAACACAUACAGCAAGGCGCCUCAGAAACCAUCCAGACACAAUCCGUCCCCCACCAAGAGACAAGGAGAAAGUGGAAGCAUGGUGCAAGUGUCACAGUCCAAGCAGCUGAGAGUUGAAAGCACUCAUGUACAUGAGAAACAAAACAAGGAUGGACUUGAUUUUAGCUUUUCAGGAGAGUGCCAAAAUAAGCAAAAGGACCAGAAAACCCCCUGCCAAAAACCAGACGUAUCUGCUGCAGAAGAUGUAGUGGAGCAGGUGGCUGACAGUACCACACAGAAUCUUGACACCACUAAUUCUGACAUGGAUGGAUGCGGGGGCUUGGCUGUUGGGCAUGCUGUUGAAAAUGCAUCUGUCCUGGGAUGGGUGAUCGGCCCGUUGUGUCAGUCAUUCAAGUCGAAGAUGGCCAGCUUCACAGAGAUUGUCAUGAGUCCUGUUAAACUCUUCAGAGCUACUAGUCCUCCACCGUCCAUGGACUAUCCAGACAAAGUCACCGAAUGUGAGCCACAGGCCGAUGGAAAAUCUGAUGUUGAACCAAACAAUAUGUUUCAGCCAGUGGGACAGAUUGAGAAUGGGGAUCAAAAGGCUGAAGCUAAUAAGCAGAGGAUUAGUGAUGUAGAAGGUGCACAAGACUCAAAUACUGAUGUUCUUAAAUAUUCUAAAAAACUUGUGUUUGACAUGGAGUCAACACACAGCUCUGAACAGACAGAUGAAUGUGGAAUAACUCAGAGGGAAAAAAACUCACCUGUGCCUUUGCAAGACAGUCCCUCACCCUGUAUCGUCCCUAAACAAGUUUCAAAAUCUUUUGGGUCAGUUAUUAGGUCCUCUAUACUGUUACAGCCCAUCAAUUUAAGUGCCUCACAUAAUUUCAAAUUGAAGAGUUCCAGUGCGGUGGAGGAGCAAGGCAAGCAGGCUGUCCGUCUGACACCACUGCCAGGAAAACGUACAGGAAAUAGAUCAGAAUUAAAGAAAGUUAUUUCUGAGCCUCUUAUAUCUGAAGUGAAAAAGGAAGAGUCUGACCCAGAGAUCAGUGAGGAGCAGUUUUCUCAGAGGAACUCAGGCAAAUCAAACAAAGCCAAGUCAAGUGAUGCUGACAAAACUAAGUCGUUGUCUUCAGUCUGUUACACAGACUAUCUUCAGCCUGGUGGUGGUGGUGGUGAUGAUGAUGAUGAUGGCAAGAAAAAUGAAAGCAGCUUGGUUAGACAAAGCCUCGAGAACAGUGCUACUGGGAGGACACUGAAGCCCACCUCUCAGCAGCUGGGGCAGCUAAACCCUGACACUUCUUCAGCAGCAGGUCUUGGGAGAUCAAGGAGGGGGAUGAAACUGUCCUGUCAUUCCCAAGAAUUGGCAAAGAGGAAAAAACUGACAGGAAAUAUAUCCACAGAGGAUACACAAAACAGAGAGUUAUUAAACGGGGCUUCAGAUAGUGGGCUAAGACCACAAAGAAAGGAAGUUGUGUCAACAAAUGAUGUAGACAUUGAAGAAACGCUGAAGCCUCCUAGAAAAAAACAGGCCGUUUCAACAAGAACAAAUAGAAAAGGAAAAAGUGGACAAGAAAUUUUUCCAGAAGUGUUAAACACACAGACUGAAAGUUCCCCUGAUGCCAUGUUGAUUUGCUCACUGGAUAAAAGCAGCGGUGUGACAGAGAACAACCAAAAGAGCAGCAGCAAGACAAAGCCUAGUGGUUCAUGCAAAAGACUUAAAACAAGAACAGGUCCUGGUAAACCUGAUGUAAACAUUGACAGUAUGGAUCUGGAAACCACCGUGGCAUACAGUUCUACCAAAAAACCAGCCCAGCAGCAGCCGUCGUCAGAAGCUCUUGUCCGUCCUGAUAUAAAGCAGCUCCACAGCACAAUCAAGUGCAGGAAUAUAAACAAGAAACCAUUAAAACGGAAAUUGCCAGACCGUGCGAGUUCUUUGACGAACUCGGACAGCUCUCUGGUUUCUACCACAUCAGUUCUAUCGAUGGAGCCAUUAGAACCCACACCCACCGCUUUGAACAUACCUCCUUCUGUUCAGAGAGAGGAGAACUUGAAAUCAGAACUGAACCAGCCAUCCAAGAGAUCCAAAAAGGGUUGUAGAGGUGCUGUUAGAUCUUCUGACUCAGGCGCAACUCAAGAGACAAAGCAAUGUAUCAAUAACCUUCAUUUGAUAACCAAAGAAAACCGGUCUAAAGAAGGCAAAGGUAAAAUCUCAAUGGACCCUGUAUAUUUUGAAAUGAUACCUUUUGAAAGCAAUCACCCACCUGCUCAUUCACCUCCCCGAUGUCUUUUAGAGUGUUAUGUACGAUUAAAUAAGCAUGAGGAACAAAAGAGUACUAUUCCUGUGGCAGGUGAGGUAUUUUCCACUGACCCCGAAGCAGGUAAUCACAGCAGCGUCAGUCUCUCUAGGCUAAGGGCUAGUGCAAGAAGAGUUAACAUCAAGCCAAGGAGAGCAGAUAAAGAAAGGAGACGGUGCAGAGGUCUGCAUAGAGGGACACAUAAAGAUGAAGAAAUGACAAACUCAAUCACUAUGGAAGAUGCAGAUCUAGCUACAGUAAGUACUCGCUCAACAGAAAAUGGUUUUUCAAGGCGCCUGUUGCGCAGCUACUCAUGCCCAGAGAUCCCCUAUCUGGGCUCCCAUGACACACCCUGGACUUCUCUGCUGCCUUCUCCACACCACAGCAGGACUCGCACAUCACACCAGCACAAGCCUUCCCACACUCCUCUUGUCCCUCCUGCCCACAAAUCCCUCCGGCGGGCUCGUCGACACACAGUCUGCAGCGUGGAGGUGGAGCGGGAGAUAGCUCCUCUGUGUCUUCGUAAGGAGGUGUACCCAACCAGAAGAUCCGCCCCUUAUGAUGUCACCCAGCACUUGUCCCCUGGUCUUGCACUUUCUCCCAGCACUUCCCUCUCAGUGCUGGCGUCCUGUUUCCUUUCAAGCCCCCUGGCUUUUCUUUCCAAGAAAGUUGACAGCAGAGGAGCUGCUGCCAGCCCCAGCACUUCCAGUCAUGUUUCCUCUCCCACCUCCUCCUCUUCUUUGACACCUCCAUUGAGCUCCAUAUGGCACCUUUCAGGAUUCCUCCAAAGUAGUGACUCUUCUCGUGCAACCUCAGAUUCUAGUUGCAGUGGGAAUCCCUUGGAGUGUGAGAUUGAGAGAAGACAACAGAGUGAGGAGGAGGAGGAUGGUGAAGACACAAGCUCAUCCAGUCAGGAGUAUGAAGAUGUUGCAUUGAGAGAGGAGAAGGCUCUGUCUGAUUCUGAAAUCAAGGUAGUGCAGAAGAAUGAGGAACGAGGGAAGGUGUCAUCCAUCAGAAUUCGGAAAACUUUACCCAAACCUCAGACCAACCUGACACCCAUGGGCCUGCCCAAACCCAUCAGGCUGAAAAAGAAGGACUUCAGUUUGGAAGAAAUUUACACCAAUAAGAAUUUCAGCAAACCCCCUGAAAGCCGGCUGGAGACCAUCUUCGAGGUGCCUCUCAGUCGCCGCAAUGGUUCUGAGUCCUGCUUUGGUCAGAGACGCGUCAAGCGAUUUCUAGAGUUCUUGGAGGUCGGUGAGGCCAGAAAAAUCAAGAAGCCGCUUGUUGGUGUCGGAAAGGCGGGUGUUUCAUCCUCCAGGACGAGACGUGGGGGCUUCGCUAAAGACGAACCAUCGCUCAGCGUGCAGGAUGUGGACUCGCUGCUCUGUGCCAAGCUCGAUCAGCUCAAGUUGUGGCUGAUUCAUGAUCAGAAAGACAGUUGACAGUUGCCUUUAAGUCAUUAAAAAAAAACAAAAAAAACGCUGCAUUGCUGUUCAUAUAACUAUUUUUAAUGUAUGAACAUGAAGAUUCACAUUAGAGUCUUCUAGCUCUUUUUUUGUCAUCACAAUCAUUGUAUAAAUGUUAUGGUGACAAGUUAUUAUUGAAAAAUUACAUUUUCAGUCUGUUGCAUUUGUAUCCUGCAAGUUGAAGAACAUAUAUACACAUUACACCAUAGCACCAUAAAUGUAUUUCAUCCUAGAAGUUUUGUUAUAAACAUAUUGGUUAAAUGAAUUAUACAUUAAGAUGUUUUAUUAUCAUCCCAGCACUCAAACUCCUGCCAUCCAUUUUCCCUGUCAGCCAGUUUCCGUCCGCGAAAGCUGAAACUGUCUUGAAACAAAAGUUGACGUCCUUGAUUUAACCACUUGUACAGUAUCAAGUUCUUCAGAUUACAUCUCAUUUCCGAUGCGCUGUAUGAUUUGACAGGAAGCUGUGUAUUAGAGAAGUGGUAGUGACCUUGCAGCAUCAUCAUAAGUUAUUUAUAAAGGCAGCUAUUUUUACUAAAUGCUGAUUAUAACUUUAAAACAUGCCAGCAAGAGAUUUGUGUUCACUACAACCAAGUUUCUGUCUAUGAAGUUUAUGUACAUUGAAGUGUGUCUGCAAACAGCAUGGACCGUGUAAAUCAUUCUGUUCAGCUCAGGGCAGACCCUGUUCAAUUUUUUGUUAAAUUUUAAUAGCUGAAGAGGUUUUUGUUGAACAAAAUGUAACAUAGAAACAUUGCAGCACUCAAGAGACAAUUUCUAAUCAAGAGUGAAAGUGUCCAGACUCCACUGCUGGUUGUCUUUUUAUUACCUGUGGUUCUCUUGGGAUUAUUUUGUGGUGUCUAUAUUUGUAUUGCAAAAGUAACUUCUUGAUAAACUGUCU
Messenger RNA from Seriola dumerili (greater amberjack), 4931 nucleotides. RefSeq lists its product as uncharacterized. Bases 95 to 4012 code for a protein of 1305 amino acids. The transcript is spliced from 11 exons. The record is from RefSeq and is a predicted model, not a curated record. Lineage: Eukaryota; Metazoa; Chordata; Actinopteri; Carangiformes; Carangidae.